Cavenderia fasciculata is the source of this 873-nucleotide messenger RNA. RefSeq names its product GNS1/SUR4 family protein. The transcript has 3 exons. The record is from RefSeq and is a predicted model, not a curated record. Lineage: Eukaryota; Evosea; Eumycetozoa; Acytosteliales; Cavenderiaceae. Gene Ontology annotation, molecular function: fatty acid elongase activity. Bases 1 to 873 code for a protein of 290 amino acids. Gene Ontology annotation, biological process: fatty acid elongation, saturated fatty acid; very long-chain fatty acid biosynthetic process; sphingolipid biosynthetic process. Gene Ontology annotation, cellular component: endoplasmic reticulum membrane.
AUGAAUAACUUUGAUAAUAUUUGGACAUGGAAAUCAUGGGAACACUUGUUUAAACAUAGUUUUCACAAGACCAAUUGGAAUGAAUUGUUUGCAUAUGAAGACCACGAUUUCAAAGUUGGUGUCACUCCAUUCUCUCAAUUCCCAAUCCUCCCUGCCGUCAUUACAAUCUAUUUAAUCUUAAUCUUUUCAAUUCAAGCAUUUAUGAAGAAUAGAAAACCAUUGGAAUUAAAAUAUGUAUCUGUUAUUCAUAACUUUAUUCUUUGCCUUUGGUCUUUAAUUAUGUGUGUUGGUGUAGUCUAUGAAGUUGCCAAAAGAGUUAUGAGCGAAGGGCCAUUAUUUACAGUUUGUGAAGCAGAUCAUGGAUUUAAUCAAGGACCAGCUUAUUAUUGGUCAUACAUUUUCUAUAUUAGCAAGUUUUAUGAACUCUUUGACACUAUUAUUAUUGUGUUGAGAAAGAAGCCAUUGAUCUUUUUGCACGUCUAUCAUCAUUGCGUCGUAGUCUGGUUGUGCUGGUACUUUAUGUACACUGGCUGGCCACUCCAAUUGUGGGUCGUCUUUUUGAACACCUUUGUCCACGUAUUUAUGUACUAUUUCUACUUGCAAACCGGACUUGGUAGAACCGUCUGGUGGAAGAAAUAUAUCACCAUGAUCCAAAUCAUCCAAUUUGUAUGCCUUGGUAUCGUCGGUAUCCUCCAUUUUGCCGCCAUCAACACUGUCGGAUGUGUCACCAACACCUCGGCCUUUGUCGCCGCCUACGCCAUCAACUUUUCCUUCCUUUUCCUCUUUACCCGUUUCUACUCUAAUUCUUACAAUCGUAGUGCUGCCGUUAAGGGUACUACUCAACCAUCCAUCAAUAGAAAGAAACAAGAGUAA